Messenger RNA from Pygocentrus nattereri (red-bellied piranha), 5660 nucleotides. It is a transcript of the gene mtnr1ba, whose product is annotated as melatonin receptor type 1Ba. The record is from RefSeq and is a predicted model, not a curated record. Gene Ontology annotation, molecular function: melatonin receptor activity. Gene Ontology annotation, cellular component: membrane. The transcript is spliced from 4 exons. Gene Ontology annotation, biological process: G protein-coupled receptor signaling pathway. The coding region runs from base 505 to 1545 and encodes 346 amino acids. NCBI's taxonomy places the organism in Eukaryota, Metazoa, Chordata, Actinopteri, Characiformes, Serrasalmidae.
UCGCUCGAGCUGCCGUUCAGUUGGGGUAACCAGGGACCAACGCACACACAUGCGCGCGCGCGCCCGGUUUCCCGUUACCGUCUGUUGAAUUAAUAACAGUGCAGAAACGCGCGCACGCAUGACUCGCGCUUUCCCACACACACAUGCACACACGCCGGUGAGGACAGGCGGGAGCGCGUAUGCAAAUGAGGUGAGCGCGAGGAGGGGGUAGGAGGGGCAGAAGGAAUCCCACGCGCGCGGCUCCGUCUUGUUGUUGCCCCCGUCGAUGGGAAAAGACCGGUUUGGCACCGAGACACAGCGGUGCGCGAGAGAGGCGCGAGAAGUUGAGCCUUCAUCACCACCAGCAUCGUCAUCAUCACCAACGUCUCGAGCUCCCUCAUGUGACGGACGAGGGAUGUCGAGGACCGUGUGAGUGCGUGUGUGUGUGUGUGUGUGUGUGUGCGUGCGUGUGUGUGUGUGUGUGUGCGUGUGUGUGUGUGUGUGUGUGUGUGUGUGUGUUUCGACAUGCCCGAGGAUGUGUCCCUGGUCAGGAACCGGACGGAGGCGGCUCCGGGCGCGCGCCCCGCUUGGGUGGUCACCGUGCUCGCGGCGGUGUUGAUCUUUACUAGCGUGGUGGACGUGCUGGGCAACGCACUGGUCAUCAUAUCAGUCCUGAGGAACAGGAAACUGAGGAACGCAGGUAACGUAUUUGUGGUGAGCCUGGCGUUUGCGGACCUGCUGGUGGUGUGUUAUCCGUACCCGCUGGUCCUCCACGCGAUGCUGCAUGCGGGCUGGUUGCCGGGGGAGAUGGAGUGUAAAGUGAGUGGUUUCCUGAUGGGGGCGAGUGUGAUCGGCUCCAUCUUCAACAUCACCGCCAUUGCCAUCAACCGCUACUGCUUCAUCUGCCAGGCCAGCAGGUAUGAAAAAGUAUAUGGAUGCACCGGGACGUCAGUGCUGCUCAUCCUGGUCUGGGUUCUGACAGCCAUCGCCAUACUGCCCAACCUUGCGCUGGGCUCGCUGACCUAUGACCCCCGAGUCUACUCCUGCACCUUCAGCCAGACAGCCAGUGCAGGAUACACCAUCGCUGUGGUGACCGUCCACUUCUUGCUGCCCAUUGCUGUGGUCACAUUCUGCUACUUGAGGAUUUGGGUUCUUGUGCUGCAGGUGAGGAGGCGAGUCACCAGUGACGUGAGGCCACGCCUUCGGCCCAGUGAGCUGCGGCACUUCCUCACCAUGUUUGUCGUCUUUGUGCUUUUCGCCGUCUGUUGGGCACCACUGAAUCUGAUUGGCCUGGCCGUGGCCGUGGACCCACCAAGGGUGGCGCCAAUGGUGCCCGACUGGCUCUUUGUGGUCAGCUACUUCAUGGCAUACUUCAACUCAUGCCUGAACGCCGUGGUCUACGGACUCCUCAACCAGAACUUCCGACGGGAGUACCGUCGCAUUUUGCUUUCUCUGUGCAAGCCCCGCCUCUUCCUGCAGGAAACAUCCAGGGGUGGCACGGAGCGCAGCAACAAGCAGUCACCUGGGAACAACAACAACGACCAGCCGAAAGCAGAGACGAUUUAAUGUUCUAUAGGUAAGAACAGACCACGCCUUCAAUCUGUGGUUGAAGUAUGAGGAGUGACAGCAGGGCUGAGGCUAGAAAUCCCAGAACCCAUAAAGUGACACAGAAUAGGUUACAAUGGUUUCUAUAAUCCCAGGCAGGUUCCAGGGCUAGCUCUUGGCCUCUUGAAUCAUUCCCUCAAUGGACCUUUCCAGAGGGAUCUUAAAAAUAAAGGUGCCAAAGUGGUUCUUUUGAGCAAUAGAAGCCAGCUAUUGGUUUACUAAAGAAUCUUACAUAUUUGUAAAUGGGAUAUGUGAGUCUGAAGAGCUUUUUUCAAAGAUUUUCAAAGGUUCAAAGAACCUUGACGCUAAAUAUUCUGUACUAUUAAAUUGUUUUACUAGGGCUGCAUGUCCAAGCCAAGAACCAUUUAGGAACCUUUAUUUUUAAGAGUCUAUAUGGUAAGAGGAACCUAAUGGUGCAUCCAGCCACUUCAUGGCGUGCUUCAACUUGUACCUGAAUGCUGUGGUCUACAGGCUGCUACACCAGGACUUCUGCCGAGAGCUGCAUUGUGUCCUGCUUCCCCUGAGCAAGCCCUGCCUCUGCAGGGAACCUUCAAGAGCAGUGAAUAAAAAACAUUUUAGGAAUAACAACGAGGCAGAAACUAUUUAAUGCAGCGACAGAGUUUCAUUCGCGAGUGCCAUUUGUGACUUGCAAGCAAGCAAUCUACUUUCACUCUGCAAUCUCUGGUUGAUAUAUGAAGAAUGGUAGCAAGUGGUGGGUAGCCUCAAACCACUCUCAAGAAUAAGUAUUGUAAUAUCAGUGAAAUCAAAGUAAUGGUGGCUACCCAAGACUUCACCGUACAGUUAGAGUUUCACAGUAAAUAGUUGUAGGUAUUGGAGCCUUAAUUAUAUUUGUGAGCAGACAUGGUACUUUCAAUCUGUGGUUGAAGUAUGAGGAGUGAUUCUCAGAGGUGGGUAGGGUAGCCUCAAAGUUUUGUAACCUCAAAAGCACUCACAGUAAGCUAGCAUUUGUUUGGCUGCCAUAUGAAUCGAAAAGCCUUCUACACUCCCAAGAUCUUAAAGUAGUGGUCACCAGUCCUGUUCUUGGAGAUUCAUGAAGCAUUAACUAUAACUCUGAUCGAAAAUCUCCGAGGUCUUGAAGCAGUGGUCACUUGCUUGCUAGUCUUGCUUUUUGAGAUCUACCUUCAUGAAGGGUUCGCUUCUAACCCUGAUUGAACACAAUAGUAAUAUCGCAAACAGAAACUUGAAAAUCUUUUGGAGAACCCUUCAAAUGGACAGCUUUUCUAUUCAAAUGCCAGAGAAUUCUCAGUUCAAAGUCAUGAAUGUGCUAGUAGCUAAGUAGCUAAAAGGAGUGAAAGGAGGAAUUCCUUGUUACUUACAAGUGCAAGAAAAUCCGUGGUGAUCAAAUUUGGGUAGAGUAGCCUAAAGAUGCGUCCAGAUGGUAGUCAUCAACUUCAAAAUUGCAAACAUGGAAUAGUGCCAGUUUGGUGUACCAUAUAACGGAGAAUGUACUGGCUGGUAAAAUGUUGUAACCUGUAAGCACGGGUUAUAUGACAUAUUACAGUUAACAAUGAAGUAAAUGUUGCUACUAACUACCCACCAGGAAACUACCCACCAGGGCAGGAAAGUUUCAUCAUAGGAUAGAGAAGGGAGAGAUGGAAGGUUGUAGGAGAGACUAGAAGUUUCAGCUGAAGAGUUUCUGCCAAAUUUCAUUAGUUUAAUAGCUCCAUAUAAUGCUGAUAUACUUUUCUGACAGAUAUACUAGUCAAGAGAGAGUGACUGAGUGAUUGAGAGAGAGAGUGAGAGAGUGAGUGUACCAGAGAAUGUAACACUUUAUUUUGAUGGUCCAAUGUAGACGCUUUAAAGAUUCUCAAUUAAUCUCAGUUGUCCUUCUACCAAAUAUCUGUUAAAUUUGACUUUUCCCUAAAUUGAAACCUAAUCUUAGUCCUAAAUUUAACCACUGAAAAUCUAAACCUGACCUUAAUCUCAACCAAAAACCCAAACCUGGUGCUUACCUUAGCCUCAACUAAAACCUAAAUCUAAUCUUACGUUCAACCCAAAAUCUAAACCUAACCUUAAGCUCAACUCACAACCUAAUCCUAAAACUGAUCUUAACCUCAACCUAAAACCUAAACCUAAUCCUAAAACUAACCAUAAACCUAACUAAACUUUACUUAAACCUGAACCUAAACCUUACAUUAGCCCUUAACCCAAAAUCUAAAACUAACUUUAAGUUCAAGCUAAAACCUAAACUUUACUUUCAACAAAACUUAAUUCUUUCCCUGAUCUUAACCUUCACCCAAAACCUAAGCCUACUCCUAAACCUUAACAUUAUCCUUAGCCCAAAAUCUAAACCUAAUCUUAAAAAUGACUUUAACCAAAAACCUAACCUAACCUUAACCUAAACCAAAAAUUAAAAACUAAUCCUAAACCUACCUUAACCAAAAACUAAUCCUUUUCCUUAACUUCAACCAAAAAUUAAAAAUCAUUCCUAAACUUAACUAAAACCUGAAACUUACCUUAAGCUCAACCUAAAACCUGAACCUAAACCUUACUUAAAGCUGAACCCAAAACUUAAUUCUAAACCUGAUCUUAACCUCAACCCAAAAUAUAAACCUGAUCCUAACCUUAACUUCAACCUCAAACCUAAACCUACUUCUAAACCUAACAUUAGCCUCAACCCAAAAUCUAAUUCUAAACAUAAUGCUAAUCACAAUAAAAACCUAAACCUAAUCUUAAAAAUAACUUUAACCAAAAACUUGUUUGGGUUUCAACUCAAAAUCUAAAAAUAAUCCUAAACCUACACGUAAACCUCAUCCUAACCAUAGCUCUUCCCCAGCCUCAUCCUAAUCCUUAAUUUACAGUGAUUUUAAACUUUCAUCAUUUACACAAAUUCAAUUGUUCAGUGAAUUAGCAGGAUGUGUAGCUAGAAUUGUUCAUGUCGUAUAUUAUUCAAGCUACAAACACAAUGUUUAUUCAGACUAUAUUUGGAUCGUUGUAUAAUUUUUAAAAAUGUAUUGACUCAUUUUUAAACUGGGUGGGUGAAGGUUAACACGUGCUUCCUGCGAAACACGUGACGAUCUUUUUAAACUGCUGCUAACACAUUAUCACUCAGAAAACAUCCGUUACAUCAGCUAACAGACGCCAGAUGCUAACUAACAUUGUAUUAAGUAAUCAUUACCUGGCUAGCUAAUAAGCUUGUUGAGCUAACUGCCUACCAACAAAUAAGCAAAGUUGUAUAGUGUAGUGGAUAACACCUCUGCCUUAUAUACUGUAGACUGGUGUUCAAUCCCCCAAUAAUAUGACCAAACGGUAUGUUUUCUGUAUUAUGAUUGGCUGUUCGCUUCAAGUGUUGAUGGUUGUGUGAAAGAACUCUAACCCUAACCUUAACCUCAACUAUUAAUUAGCAAGAUUUAGCAGAUGGUGUGCUAGCAAUUCUGAGGAUUUCUAGUCCAGCUACUGGAGACCAUCAAAAUAAAGUCUGACCAAAGCAUCCCACUUAAACAGUCUCCACCUGUUCGCCUUCACUAUCUAAUUAAAAACAACACCAUCCCCAUCCUCAACUUUAAAACAGUAGGCACACCCAUUAGCGAUGCUAAUGGCAUUUGCCCAUCUUUAGAGCAAUGUUUCUCCAACACUCGGUAAAACGAGCCAUUAACUCGGCGCAAAUGCUCUGGUUAAUAUUCCAUAAUUGCUCUAGUUUAGUUUUAUGACUCUUUUGGUCACUGAAAAAAAAACACAGGACUGAGAAAGCAAGAAAUAAAAGGGUUUGUAGAAGCUGGAACAGAGAAACUGGUAGCACUGAAAUGCGUUAGGGCUUACCCUCAAACACUCUGAUCUCUCAGAGCUGCAGCCGCGCUCACCAAACACGUCCGUCAAAGACACAGUGGAUCAGAACGUUCCCGUUUGUUCAUUUGUUUUCCGCCCGUGGUCACGACAUUCAUCGUGUUUCCCAUUAAGAGAUGUUUUUAAGGUAUUUACAGGCCAAAUCUAUCCCGACAAGAACAGUAAAAAAGGAAAAUGUUCUACAUUAACUGGCCACUUUAUCAGGAACCCCAACCUCAUGCUUCCAUUCACUGGCCAGUUUUUUAGAAACAUCCACCUUGUACUUCCACUUA